Tyto alba (common barn owl) is the source of this 11571-nucleotide messenger RNA. It is a transcript of the gene CHD2, whose product is annotated as chromodomain helicase DNA binding protein 2. The record is from RefSeq and is a predicted model, not a curated record. Gene Ontology annotation, molecular function: histone binding; ATP-dependent chromatin remodeler activity; ATP binding. Lineage: Eukaryota; Metazoa; Chordata; Aves; Strigiformes; Tytonidae. Gene Ontology annotation, cellular component: chromatin; nucleus. Gene Ontology annotation, biological process: regulation of transcription by RNA polymerase II; nucleosome organization. The transcript is spliced from 52 exons. Bases 2808 to 8300 code for a protein of 1830 amino acids.
GGGGUGCGGGGCUCGCAGGCCGCGAGGUGGCAGCAGCCGGUCUCCAGCGGGGCCGGGCGAGGCGGCAGCGCCGGGCAGGGGCCCGGUAGCCCCCGGUGCUCCGGCACUCGCCACCCAGCGGCCCCUCCCCCUACGCCCAGGUCGGUGAGUCACGGCUUUUUGCAGGACAACUGACACGUCGUGAUUCCAGGUCCCUACAUUCCAUCGGUAAUUUCAUACUCGGCGCUCCUGCUAUUCGCCCCAGGGGUCCAGCUCCCACCCUAAAGCAUCGUGAAGCAGGAAUGUCUUAACUCAUCAGUGAGAAUUACUUUCCAAUUUACUGCUCUGGACAAAGCAGUAUGUGGCAAAGAAUGUUUCCUUUUUGCACGCUGUGUUGGGUUUGGCUGGAUUUCAAGUCUGACCUCUCCCUAUAUGUAUUUACUUCCCUGAGGCACACAGGGGACCUCAGCAUUUCACAGUGACAACAGGACUGAGAUGUGGACCUGUCUGUGCAAAUCUCCCUUAGCCAGCAGCAGGCUAGACCCAGUUGGUUCCCCCUAGGUGCCCUGAGGACCAGGCAACGUGGGUUGCUCCUUGAGGAGACUUGUAAUGGAUACGGGAGCUAUUUCUGAACCCCGCCAAGAGGGCUGGUUGUGCGGCAGUGCUGUCACCCUCUUGGUGGGCAGCUCUUGGGGCCCUGGGCCUGCCAGGCAGCUGCUGCCCUGCCCAACUGCUCUGGAGUCCUGACGGGUGAGUCUCUGCUCUAGUCCACUCAGGAUUGUCUGAAAUGCCUGAAAUAUUUCAAAUGCCACCACCAAAAUCUGCGGCAGCAUGGAGGAUCAAGUUUGCAUGCUUUUCCUGCUCGCUGGGGCUAGGCUUCAAGCACAGCAGCAGCCUUAGUGCAACAGGCGUUUUCGUGAUGUCUUGAGCAUGGCUUCAGCUCCAAGGUAAUGCUGCCAUUUGCUUUUUGAAGAAGCUCCAGGUGCCCUUGGGAGCUGGCCCCCAGAAGGAAUGUCACUUUGGGGUGUCUGGCUACCACUGGAAACCUGGUAACUGAAAAACUUGGUAUAGGGUGGAACACUGUGUUUUGCUUUGUGGAGUGCGAAGCCAGAGGGGAAUUUCGUGCUCAUAACCUGGCAUCCUCCAUCACACAGAUGACUGAACCUCACCCAGCAGAGCCCUGGCACAUCUACAGAGGGGACCACCUACUCAGCCCUGCUCCUUGCGGGGGUCCCGAUGAAUCGUGCCUUUCUGUGGCAUCUCUCCCUGAGCACUGGUGUAGCCCUACCUGCAGUCCCCUCACCCACCAAUUUUUGUCUCCUAACCACUCUGAGGUUUAUAGUUCAAAGAUGCGGCUUCACGGAGUUUCUCUUGAAAACUGGCAAUGUCCUCUGCUUUCUGUGCUUCUUUUUGGUCCUGUUUCCUUAUAUCCAGCCCUUCUACCACCUCCUCCUCAUCCCUGCUGCUGCUGGCUCCACUGCUGCCACGCAGCAGCUCGGCUGAUGCUGCGGCCACCGGAGGACCCGCACAGCACUCCCCACGUCUCAGCCAGCCACGCAGGGAGGGUGCAGCCGGGCGUGCUUAGCAGCUUGGCUGUGAGCUGUCCCUCACCUGGGAUCAUGCUUGUCCUCCAUCAGUGAAGUCUGCCUUAUAUGUUGGGAAUGCCUGAGCCUGUGUUUAGGGUGAUGUGAAAAGCAGAACUUCUGAACUCUUGAAUCUUUUCAAGAAGGCAAGCUAAUAUAGCGGUUUGCGAAGGAGGAUCCCUUUCUGAAAUACACGGGGCCCUGUGCUGUGUCUGCUACAAUGUGCCACCACCACAGCUUGCCUUUGCUUGGGAUUUGCUCUGCACAAUACAAGGCGGAGGAUCUGGCCUGCCAGGAGGAGGGUUUGCCUCCCUUGUUUGAGCAGUUCGGAAUGCGGGCUCUUGAUAAAAUGAUGGCCAUUUACCAGCUCAGGAUAACGCUCGUACGACUCUGCAGACCGUAUUUACAGCCAGAAUGUUAUGAUAAAGAACACUGCUUGCAGGUUCUACCUUCUGAAGAGAUUUAAACCCCUACCAACAUGUCUAAUCCUUCCAUGUUUCCAGAUCUGCAAGCUUCCAAGCAGCAACCUUCAUCAGUACAGGGAAGUUAAAGCAUGUAAGUCAAGUCAAGGAACCUGCCUUUGCAUGCUGUAGUUAAGAUGGCAACAAGGGAUAAUUUGAAUACGAUCUGUAAUAAUAACAAAGAACUUCAAGUUUCAAACCUCCUUAAGAAAAGUGGACUUGAUUUCUCAAGGAAAAUAUAUGUAUGUUCCUUAGUCAAGUGUUGCUGUGUGUCACUGCUGUGAGAGGUCCAUGGAUGACAGCAGCGCAGGCUUAGCUGUACUCUUACAGUGUCUUUGUGCAUGCUGCUCCAAAAUCCCAGGUUUUCAGAAGGGUGAUGGAAGAAAUGUACUUGAAUUCUGAGAAGAAACAGUAGAAAGGCUGGAAAUUCUAUACUGAACUUCUAAUCUUGGUCCUUACUGUGAAGUCAGACCUUGCAGUGUCAGUUGAAAAUGUCAACGUAGAAUUCCAUGAACAAUACGUUAUUUCCUGACUGGCUUCCAGAAGAAUCGUUCAUACCUUACUUCUUAGGCUGCUUCUGGAUAUUCUUUCCAAAGAUUGAGAUGGCUGAUUGGGUAAUCCUCGAGCAAAGUUCUGUACUGUGCAUACUAGAUGUGUUGAGGAAUUGGUUUACUCACUGUAAGCAAAAUAACUGCUCUUGGUUGAAGCACUGUAAAUACCUGGGCACAGGACUUCAAAGCAAACAGACACCCCUGACCCCCUCUUAAUAUUUAAGAAUAAAAAGAUGAUGAGAAAUAAGGACAAAAGCCAAGGAGAGGAGGGUUCAGUCCACAGCAAUGCAUCGAGUCACUCAGCAUCUGAAGAAGCCUCUGGCUCUGACUCCGCAAGCCAGUCUGAAAGCGAGCAGGGCAGCGACUCAAACAGCAGCUCGGAGUCCUCUGAAAGUCAGUCUGAAUCUGAAAGUGAAUCAACGGGUUCGAAAUCCCAGCAGACCCCUCCUGAAACCAAAGAAAAACCUGCCUCUAAGAAGGAAAGGAUAGCAGAUGUUAAAAAGAUGUGGGAAGAAUAUCCUGAUGUUUAUGGGGUUAGGAGGUCAAACCGAAGCAGACAAGAACCAUCGCGAUUUAAUAUAAAAGAUGAGGCAAGUAGCGAAUCUGAAAAUGAGAGCCCAAAAAGAAGAGGCCAGAAGCAAAUGAAGAAAGCAAAUAAAUGGAAAAGAGAGGUCUCUGGUGAGGAAGAGGAUGAAGAUGGAGGGGAGCAAGGAACUAGUGGAGAGAGUGAACCUGAACCGAAGAAAGUUAAAGCAAGAAGACCUGCCCAAAGGAGAACUGUGGCUAAAACCACUGUUAAAAAGCCUCACAAACCCCAGCGUGGGAAGAAGAGAAAGAAACAGGUCUCAUCUGAAGAUGAUGAUGACGAUGAAGACGAUGAGACCCCCAAGAGACAAACUCGACGAAGAGCAGCCAAAAAUGUCAGUUACAAAGAAGAUGAUGAUUUUGAGACGGAUUCUGAUGACCUGAUAGAGAUGACUGGGGAAGGAGCUGAUGAACAACAAGACAACAGUGAAACUAUUGAGAAAGUCUUGGACAUCAGGCUUGGAAAGAAAGGAGCCACUGGUGCUUCCACCACGGUGUAUGCAACUGAAGCCAAUGGCAACCCAAGUGCUGACUUUGAUCCUGAAAAGGAUGAGGGAGAAGUUCAGUACCUGAUCAAAUGGAAAGGCUGGUCAUACAUCCAUAGCACAUGGGAGAGUGAAGAGUCCCUGCAGCAGCAGAAAGUGAAGGGCCUGAAAAAGCUAGAAAACUUCAAGAAAAAAGAGGAGGAGAUCAAGCAAUGGCUGGGCAAGGUAUCACCCGAAGAUGUAGAAUAUUUCAACUGCCAACAAGAGCUAGCUUCAGAACUGAACAAACAGUAUCAAAUAGUGGAGAGAGUAAUUGCUGUGAAGACCAGCAAGUCUGCGACAGGACAUUCGGAUUUCCCAGCAAACAGUCGCAAAACGUCCUCGAAUGACCCCGAAUACCUGUGUAAGUGGAUGGGGCUGCCCUAUGCCGAGUGCAGCUGGGAAGAUGAGGCUCUUAUAAGCAAGAAAUUCCAGCACUGCAUUGACAGCUUCAACAAUCGUAACAAUUCCAAAACGAUUCCUACCCGGGACUGCAAGGUACUGAAGCAGAGACCGAGGUUUGUUGCCUUGAAGAAACAGCCUUCUUACAUUGGUGGUGAGAACCUGGAGCUGCGAGAUUACCAGCUGGAGGGUCUCAACUGGCUUGCUCACUCGUGGUGCAAGAACAACAGUGUGAUCCUGGCUGAUGAAAUGGGGCUGGGCAAGACGAUUCAGACAAUAUCAUUCCUGUCGUACCUCUUCCAUCAGCACCAGCUGUACGGCCCUUUCCUGGUGGUGGUGCCCUUGUCCACUCUCACCUCAUGGCAGAGAGAGUUUGAAGUGUGGGCACCUGAGAUAAAUGUGGUGGUUUACAUCGGAGACCUCAUGAGCAGAAACAUGAUACGUGAAUAUGAGUGGAUCCACGCUCAGUCUAAAAGGUUGAAAUUCAAUGCACUUAUCACAACAUACGAGAUCCUCCUCAAGGAUAAGGCUGUUUUAGGAAGUAUUAACUGGGCCUUUCUAGGCGUGGAUGAAGCCCAUCGCUUGAAAAAUGAUGACUCUUUGCUGUAUAAAACGUUGAUUGAUUUCAAGUCCAACCACAGGCUGCUGAUCACUGGCACCCCCCUUCAAAAUUCACUCAAAGAGCUCUGGUCGCUGCUUCAUUUCAUCAUGCCAGAGAAGUUUGAGUUCUGGGAGGAUUUUGAAGAGGAUCACGGGAAAGGUAGAGAGAAUGGCUACCAGAGCCUUCACAAAGUCUUGGAGCCGUUUCUCCUACGCAGAGUGAAGAAGGAUGUGGAGAAAUCUUUGCCAGCCAAAGUGGAGCAGAUCCUCCGCGUGGAAAUGUCUGCUUUGCAGAAACAGUAUUACAAGUGGAUUUUGACGAGAAACUACAAAGCUCUUUCAAAGGGAACAAGGGGGAGCACAUCUGGUUUCUUGAACAUUGUGAUGGAGUUGAAAAAGUGCUGCAACCAUUGCUACCUUAUCAAACCUCCCGAGGAAAAUGAGAGAGAGAAUGGCCUUGAGACCCUCCAGUCUCUGAUCAGGAGCAGUGGAAAGCUAAUUCUCUUGGAUAAGCUGCUGACCAGACUGAGGGAGAGAGGCAACAGAGUGCUGAUCUUCUCCCAGAUGGUGAGGAUGCUGGACAUCUUGGCAGAGUACCUGACUAUCAAACACUACCCGUUUCAGCGCUUGGACGGCUCGAUCAAAGGGGAGAUCCGAAAGCAGGCGCUGGACCACUUCAACGCUGACGGCUCCGAGGACUUCUGUUUCUUGUUGUCAACACGAGCUGGAGGGCUGGGAAUUAAUUUGGCCUCUGCUGAUACUGUUGUUAUCUUUGACUCGGACUGGAACCCCCAAAAUGAUCUUCAGGCUCAGGCUCGGGCUCACCGGAUUGGACAAAAGAAGCAGGUGAAUAUUUACCGCCUGGUCACAAAGGGUACAGUAGAGGAGGAAAUCAUUGAGAGGGCCAAGAAGAAAAUGGUGCUGGAUCAUUUGGUGAUCCAGCGUAUGGACACCACUGGCCGGACUGUUCUGGACAACAACUCUGGGCGAUCCAACUCAAAUCCUUUCAACAAAGAGGAGCUGACAGCUAUUCUGAAGUUUGGAGCUGAAGAUCUCUUCAAGGAACUCGAAGGGGAAGAGUCAGAGCCUCAGGAGAUGGACAUCGAUGAGAUUUUGCGACUGGCUGAAACACGAGAGAAUGAAGUGUCCACCAGUGCCACCGAUGAGCUCCUCUCUCAGUUCAAGGUGGCCAACUUUGCAACCAUGGAGGAGGAAGAGACGGAGCUGGACGAGCGGUCCCAGAAGGACUGGGACGAUAUCAUUCCAGAGGAGCAGAGGAAGAAGGUGGAAGAGGAAGAAAGGCAGAAAGAAUUGGAGGAAAUCUACAUGCUGCCUCGAAUUCGGAGCUCAACUAAAAAGGCUCAGACAAAUGACAGUGAAUCAGAUGCAGAAACUAAGAGGAGGCUUCAGAGAUCAUCUGGAUCAGAAAGCGAGACUGAUGAUACUGAUGACGAGAAGAGACCAAAGCGCAGGGGACGUCCUCGGAGUGUUAGAAAAGAUACUGUGGAAGGAUUUACUGAUGCUGAAAUCAGGAGGUUUAUCAAGGCUUACAAGAAGUUUGGACUGCCUCUUGAACGGCUGGAGUGUAUUGCCCGGGAUGCUGAGCUGGUGGAUAAGUCUGUGGCUGAUCUGAAACGGUUGGGAGAACUCAUCCACAAUAGCUGUGUGUCAGCAAUGCAAGAAUACGAGGAGCAGCUGAAAGAAAAUCCAGGUGAAGGGAAAGGACCUGGAAAAAGAAGAGGUCCUACCAUCAAGAUUUCUGGUGUCCAAGUCAAUGUGAAAUCCAUCAUCCAGCAUGAAGAGGAGUUUGAAAUGCUGCAUAAAUCCAUUCCCACAGACCCAGAGGAAAGGAAGAAGUACCGCCUGACAUGCCGGGUCAAAGCUGCCCAUUUUGAUGUAGACUGGGGAGUGGAAGAGGAUUCUCGCUUGUUAGUGGGAAUUUAUGAGCAUGGUUAUGGAAACUGGGAGCUAAUUAAAACAGAUCCGGAAUUGAAGUUAUCUGAUAAGAUCCUACCUGUAGAGACAGAUAAGAAACCUCAGGGAAAACAGCUCCAGACCAGAGUUGAUUAUCUACUGAAACUGUUGAAGAAAGAUCUGGACAAGAAAGAAAACAUGAAAGAUGGGGAAGAGGGCAAGCUAAAGAAGAGGAAACCACGAGUAAAGAAAGAGAACAAGGCUCCCAAAGUCAAAGAUGAGCAUGGGAAUGAACUCUCCUCUCCUCGGCACUCAGACAACCAGUCAGAAGAAGGUGAAGUCAAGGAGGAUGGCUUGGAAAAGAGCCCAGUGAAAAAGAAACAGAAGAAGAAAGAGAACAAAGAAAACAAGGAAAAACAGACAACCACUAAGAAAGAAAAGGAAAGUGAUAAAGAGAAAAAGAAGACAAAAGACAAGAAAGAGAAGCCUAAAGGUGGUGAAAGCAAAUCUGGAAGUAAAGGGAAGAGAUCACAAGGUCCCGUCCACAUUACCGCAGGGAGUGAACCGAUCCCCAUUGGAGAAGACGAGGAUGAUGAUCUGGACCAAGAAACAUUCAGCGUAUGCAAGGAGAGGAUGAGACCAGUCAAAAAAGCACUGAAGCAACUCGAUAAGCCUGAUAAGGGGCUGACGGUUCAGGAACAGCUGGAGCACACACGCAACUGCCUCCUAAAAAUUGGGGACCGCAUCUCUGAGUGCCUUAAAGCCUACACUGACCAGGAUCAUAUCAAGCUAUGGAGAAGGAACCUAUGGAUAUUUGUGUCAAAAUUCACAGAAUUUGAUGCCAGAAAACUGCACAAACUCUACAAGAUGGCUCAUAAGAAAAGAUCGCAGGAAGAGGAGGAGCAGAAGAAGAAGGAGGACAUGUCCAGCAUGAAGAAGCCAUUCCGCCCAGAGCCUUCAGGCUCCAGCCGCGAUUCUGUGAUGUCCCAGUCUCACGUGCCUCACAAUCCUCAUUCCCAGAAGAUCCACCUGCCCCCUUCCCACGCCCAGCAGCAGAUGCACGGGCACCCACGUGACAACUAUGGCCAUCCAAACAAGAGGCAUUUCAGCAACACAGACCGAGGAGAAUGGCAGAGGGAUCGAAAGUUCAACUACGGUGGCAACAGCAACCAGAUGUGGGGUGGGGAGCGGCAUCACCAGUAUGAGCAGCACUGGUACAAGGACCACCACUACGGGGAUCGGCGAUCUCGUGGAGAGCCCCACAGGAGCUCUGGGAACUACAGACCAAAUAACCUCUCCCGCAAGAGGCCAUAUGAACAGUACAACAGUGACCGAGACCACCGAGGCCACCGGGAUUAUUAUGACAGGCACCACCACGAUUCCAAGCGUCGACGAUCGGAUGAGUUCAGGCCUCAGAACUACCACCAGCAGGAUUUCCGACGUAUGUCUGAUCACAGGCCACCCAUGGGAUACCAUGGCCAAGGACCUUCGGACCACUACCGGUCCUUCCACACAGACAAACUGGGAGAUUACAAACAGCCUCUCCCUCCACCUCACCCUGCAGUGUCGGACCCUCGCUCACCCCCCUCUCAGAAAUCCCCCCACGAUUCCAAGUCACCUCUUGAUCACAGGUCACCUCUGGAUAGGUCAUUAGAACAGAAAAACAAUCCAGAUUAUAACUGGAAUAUGAGGAAAACAUAAAGUGACUGCGAGGGGGGAAAGCGCACAUCUGAAAUACUUGGUUUGAUGCAACAGUGGCUGGUUUCUCCAAGCCAGCAACCAGAAACUCUGAACAUGCUGCUAUCAUCUUGCUGGGUCAAGGAGGAUUUUGGGGGAGUAGGUGGAGGAAGAUGUUUCCCUAGUUCUCGUUUCUGGUUUGGAUUCCUGUUUCCCCUCUUCUAUCAUUGAACGCUGGAAUCAGCCUUACUGCCUCAUUCUUUGUUUUGUUUUUGUUUUCCCCAUUUUGAUGGACCCAAGGGAAUUUUCCCCAGCCAGUGUUUCCUCAAACCAAGAAGGUGGAUCGAUGCUGCUUAGGAUUGUGCAGAAGGCUGUGUGCCUGCUCUGACUUGAUGUUACGUGAUAGAUGCUGCUUUAGGACUGGGGGUAAACCGGUUGGGCUGGGCUUUGUGUGUAACCAGCAUAGGGCAAUGGGAGGAUGUAUUCAAGGAGGGGCAGGAGAGUCCCUCAGCAGCCAAGCCUGGCUGAAAGAGGGACUCGAUGUCCCUGCAGAGUGACUCCAAAGGAGUUGGAGCCAUGCUGGUGACAAUCCAUCACUUUCCUGGCCACAUUAUCAUUUCUCAUGUCUUUAUCCAUUUCAAGAAACUGGCUCUGCUUUGAUUGCUGUUGUGUCCCCUGUAACAGAAGAGGUGUGGGGAACCUUCCUCCCAUCUCCAGGGCUGGAAUUGGCAAAUUUUGACUCUGGAGAGGCUUUGGGAUAUGUGGAAAAAAAAAAAGACAGACUUCCUUAGCAAAGGCUUAGUUCGCUUCAAACCAGUAGGAAAGAAAUUGGGUUGAGAACAGUAUUUCCCAGUGGACAGGGCUCAGGAAUUCAUAAUAAAAAUCCUCCUCUCUUCUGACAUGGAGAGCUCAGAUGGCCCAGGGAUGAACAGAUGCUGGCUGAGAGCUUCAAGGUCAAGAGAUGGCUCUGGGCAUCUGGGGAUCCUGAAGCUCCUGAUCUCCCUGCCACUGAAGUGCUCUGGUCUUUGGGCAAGCCAUUUCUCUCUCCACUCUGCAAAACACUGAUCGCAAAUCUUUACUGUAACCAAAAGAUAAGGGAUGGUAGAGCAGAGUUAAAUAGGAAUCCAGUGGACUGAUCGCUGUUCAGGGAACGGUCACCUUCCUGCCACCGUUCCAGCGGUCAGCACUAACUCUGAAUUGCUAAAAGUACCUGCACUGGAAGACCUUCUGUCUGUCCAAAUUGGAAAUGUGCCGGGGGGCUUAGCACCUAACUUAGCAGGGAGAGAAUGAGGAAUUCAGGACUGGGUCCUUGAAAAUCCUUGGAGCAAACGUCUUAAGAGCCCAGGAUGUCAGAGAGAAAAGAGGAGUCUACAGCCUAGCUCGGUGGAGUUGAGACUUUGCUCUUUGAGUAGAGCAAGCGCUCUUCCAAGUAUGUGAGUCACAGCAUACCAUGCAGAGCAGUGUCCAGCCUGGAGACUGGUGUGGCGAGAGGAGUGCACAGAUUGCUGGCCAGAAGUAGUUUAGGUGAUUAUUUUUCAGGUCCUAGGUCUUUGUUCAUAGAGUCACAUCCCGGGAGACCACAAAGCUCUCCCAGCAGCCGGGCUGCCCGGAGCGUGGUGUCCGGGGAUGUGUCAUCUCCUGGAGCUCAGUAUUAAAGACCGGGCUGUUCCAGACUCCUCUUUUUGGUGGGGGACAGAAGCUGGGCCUGCUAUUAAGAUGCCAGUAUCUGACCCUAAUAAGCUGUGAUGUCCUUUUCCCGGAAAGACAGAGGGGAGCUGGGUAUUCAGGGCUGGCUUCCUGACUCCAGCCAGCGCCUUGGAAGGCGCACGCAAAGCGACACUAAUAACCCCAUGUCCCCCCUCCAUGCCGUGCUUCCCUUAAAAUCUGCUGUCAUCACUCACUCCUUUCUGAGCCCACUGCUUUAACGGGACACCCGGGAAGUGUUUUCCUCCCCUUUUGUUUUUAUUUUUGCAAGAUUUCCACCAAAUGCAGGGCAAUUUUGCUUCCUUAGGGGUACUGUGCUGCCCCGAGAAAGUGUUACGCUUGUGUUUACCUGUGCAGGAGGAGGUGAAGGCAAGUCUUCCACAGUCUCCCGUGGAACUGCCAGGUGAUGGGAGGUGUUGAGAUAACAUGUUUCCACGGUGUUUCUCACUAAGCUGUGAUUGCAGGUGCGCUUGCUGUGGUAUUCAACAAAGAGGUCCUUUCUUUUCAGAGGUAUUAGCUUUUAAUGUGAAAAUGGAAGAAACCUCGGAGGGGCAAAGAGAAUUGCUCUUUUUGUUCACCAAGCGGUGCUAUCAUGAUGGAAAGUUCGUGCCAUACACUUGUAGCAAAAGGCAAUACUGGCCAGACCAGUGUUACGGUUGGUGCAGGGAAACUCUGAACCCCAGCAAGAGGCAUUUUCUGUGUCCAGAUGUGGGGGUUUCUGCUUUCCCAGAUUCCAGGUAUGAGGUUGGGUGGGAUUUCCGCCUUGUGCAACAGCAAAAGCUUUACCUGUAUCCACUGAAGAGCUGUCCCCGUUGUCAUGUUAGCCUGAUACUGAAGUCAUAUAGUUUUGUUCACUCAUGGUGGGUGGGUCUUUGCUGGGUUUGGCUUUAAUGAACCUGGAGACCUAGAUGUGGGAGAAAAUCCUCCGUGAGCACACACAACACAUAUGCAUUUUUAUGUCCUCGCAACAGAGGGACCAUAACUAGACACAGUCACUUGGAUGUGAGUGGGAUAGGAGUGGGACAGGCCCACAGCCAUAAACCUCACUGCGGUGUUUGUGUCAACAUCUGGUACAGCUCUUCAUUCCGAACCAGCUGCGGGAUUCCCUCUAAGCCUCUUUGCAGGAAAAAGUAGCAUCUUGCUGGGGUUUUAUUUUUUAAAAAAGAGGUUUUCAGCCUGACCCCUUUGGAAAUGGUGAAAAGUUGUGAGUUCACACGAUGGAAAUCCUGCAGACCAAAACCUGCUGUGGGGACAGGCGAUGUGGUGCCCAACCGAAAUGGAUACUUAACAGCGCUCUUAGUGAACAGUUUAAGUGAUCCACAGGAAAAUACGAUUCUGCUUUCACCCAUUUCCUCCCGACCUCCACCUCCCCUCUGGGGAGAGAAGGACUCUUACUGUAAAAAUGUGGACUUUUAAACCUGUUGACUAAAACAGUAAUUAAUAUUAAUUUAUAUUUGUGAAAAAAAUGCCACUGUCCUAGUGAUUUCUGAUGUAAAUAUGUUGUUUAUAUAGUAAGUAUUAAAUUUUCCUACAUUGUAAAACUGCUGUACUUUUGAUUCUUGUAUAUUAAAAAGUGUUACUGAGAUUUUCA